UAAAUUAUCUAUUCUACUUGUAGCUGGUAUUGGUUAUUGGUAGGUUGCAAAAUAAUGGAAAUAUCAGUUUAAUAAAAGCUGGUUGCUGAGCAUCGCACAUACCCCUUUUUUUUGGUGUUAUUUCCAUUAGUACAGAAUGCUCACCAGAAUUGCUGUGAACAGUGUAGUGUAUAGCACAUCCUACUAGGAGCAGGCUUCAAGGUGGAAUUUUUUUUGCAGAGACUAUUGUCAGUUUUCACUUGUAUGAACAGUAAGUGCAGCAGUUGACUUCUGAUGUGGAUCUGGGUUAUUAGUAAAAAAAUAACUAUACGAUGUAUUCUAGAACCCGUACUAGUCUGGCAGGGAGGGGCUUUGCUCAGCAAUAUUCUGCUGCAAUUUAGUCCUGAAAUGAGGCCCCUUUAUGUAAAUUUUUACUGGCGCCAGCUAGCUGUAACUGCAGUCUGGCUGCGCGUCGGCAGUACCUAACAUGUGUCAUGGACUUCUGUGUGUGGAUUGCAGGAGCUCUGGACCGUAAGAGCCAUGCUGAUGAAAGUGAAAAGAUGCACAAAAUAACCUAGGUGUAAUUAGAUUGCCAGUAAGUGAAAAUACUGUGAGGAAAUUCAAGCUUUCUUUUUUUUUUUUUUCUUUAUAGUGUGCUGUCUUAUGCUGUGCUAUAACAAAUUUAUGCUUGUUGGUACUACUGUGUGGCAUGUGGGAGGUACUUCACUGCACAUAGUUGCUGCAGUGCUAAUAGUUGGCAGCACAGAAGGCAGUACAAAGAGUCCGACUGGAGGCACUUGCAGUUGCAGCGUUCCCUUGGAGGCUGUGGCAUGCUCAGUGAGCUGCAGGGGCACUCCUGGCACCUUCAGCCACUUGUGUGGAGAAGUGGGAGUUCCAGCAGGCUUUAACAAGCAGAUGUAGGCUACUAGCUGAGUGGUACAACAGCAUAGCUCAGGCUGGCUAAAAAAUAGUACUCAUGCUGCUGUGUAAACAAAAUGAGAUCUUAGUAUCAAGAUGGCUGACCUGGAAGUCUACUUGUAGCUCGUGAUACUUAUGCAAAUGAGCUACAUGUCAGUGGCUUACUCAGAGGAGGAAGCUCAUUUUGCACGUGCCACCUUCUCACCAGGGUCAAGAUGGAUAGCACAGAUGAACGUCAGAAAAAAGUCUUUAAAGCACGAAAAACAAUGAGAGUAAGUGAUCGACAACAACUCGAAGCUGUCUAUAAGGUUAAAGAGGAGCUGUUGAAGACAACUGAAGUUAAACUGUUAAAUGGAAAGCAUGAGAAUGGAGAUUCUGAUUUAAAUUCCCCUCUAAGCAAUACAGACUGUAUGGAGGACAAGAGGGAAGUUAAUGGCCUAGUGGACUUAUGUGUUAACUCUGAAGAAGGAAGAACAGCUUCUGAUGAAACUAGUGAAGCCAAAAGCCCUGAAAGUAGGGCAGGCAACAUAGUCGGUGAUAUACAACCCAAACCUCUAACGCUGUCUCCGGAGAAUGUUACUCCUGAGCAAGGUAAAGAUACUGAUACUGGUUUAGCUUGUGAGGCUGAAAGCGGAGUGCUUGGUAGCAAUAAAGAUGACUUCCAUGAAAAAAAUAAUACAAAAGAUCAUUUGGACCAAAGAGAGAGCCACAUCCCAUUGGAAGGUGAAAGUAAAUCAGUCUGUGGUAUUAGUGACUCUUUGGAAGAGAAGGUAGAAACACAUGACUUAAGUAUUACUUCCAAUUCAUCUGGUGAGGAAAAGAGCACUGAAGAAGUAACUGUUGAAGAUGCUGUUGGAGAAGAAGCCAUCUCUAGCAGUAUGGAAGCUGACCAGGAAGCAAAGGACAUACAAGAUGACACUACAGGUCUUCCAGAAACGACUGUUCAGAAAACAACAGAUGAGCCAAGUGAAAGUGUCUUGGACAAUACUGACUCUAUGGAAACAGAUGAAAUUAUUCCUAUUUUGGAAAAACUAGCCCCUGCUGAAGAUGAACUGGGCUGUUUUUCUAAAAGUCCUCUGCUUCCAGUGGAUGACACAGUCCCAGAUUUAGAAGAGAAAAUAGACAAUGGUUUAGGUUCACCAUCCAAGCAGGAAAGCAGUGAAAGUCUGCCAAAAGAGGCUUUCUUAGUAUUGUCUGAUGAAGAGGAUCCCUGUGAUGAGAAGGAGGAAUGUGCUGAAGCGAUACUACCAAACAAGUCAAGUCUUCCAGAAGAGGUGGAAAAGGAGAUGAGAAAGGAAAGUAAGGAGGAUAAAGAAGAAGAGGCCUACAAAGAAGAAGAGAAACACACGGAGAGAAGUGAAGUGUCAAGGAGAAAGCGUUCCAAAUCUGAGGACAUGGAUAGCGUUCAUUCUAAACGUCGUCGAUAUAUGAGAGAAGAUUAUGAAGCAGAACUCCAAGUAAAAAUUACAGCCAGACAGGAUGUUGACCAAAAAUUACAAAAGGUUAUCCAGAGACUGUUAGAUGAAAAAUUUACUGCUUUACAGUGUGCUGUGUUUGACAAGGCUCUGGCGGACUUGAAAACCCGAAUAGAGAAAGUAGAAUGUAACAAGAGGCAUAAAACCGUGCUUACCGAACUACAGGCUAAAAUUGCUAGAUUGACAAAGCGGUUUGGAGCAGCCAGGGAGGACUUGAAGAAAAGACAGGAAGCUUCACCAAAUACACUUCUAUCUUCAGCAAAAUCAGCAAGUGACACUGCAAACACAACCAACAUGACAUAUCGAAAUGCCAACACAGUGAGGCAGAUGCUGGAGUCAAAGAGAAAUAUAGGAGAGAGCACACCAGCAACUUUUCAAGCCCCUGUGAAUGCAGUGCCAGCUUCCAGUCUUGCUGCUCCUCCAACACUUGUCAGUGGACAUCCUAAGCCUCAGGCUCCAGUGACCUCCACCAGCAAUUUGACAACAACAGUUCUUCCCACAGCCAACACAGCUACCAUUGUAGGCACUAACCAAGUGCCCAGUGGCAGCACUCAGUCAGUGUCUGUCUCGUUGCAGUCUUUGCCUGUAAUCUUGCAUGUACCUGUGGCAGUGUCAUCCCAGCCUCAGCUCCUGCAAGGCCACACAGGAACUUUGGUCACUAACCAGCAGUCAGGCAACGUUGAGUUUAUAUCUGUACAAAGCUCUUCUACAGUUGGUGGCCUUACCAAAACUACAGUGUCUUUGGCAUCAACUAACCCAACUAAACCAAAUAACAGCCCGUCUGUGCCCAGUCCUAGUAUUCAAAGGAACUCUCCAGCCAGUGCUGGGUCAAUAGGCACAACGUUGGCAGUACAGGCUGUUUCUACUGCACAUCCUGUUGCCCAGGCCCCAAGGACUUUGCCCACAGUGGGUACUUCUGGACUUCAUAAUGCUACCAGCAGUCGAGCUCCCCUACAGAUGAAGAUUCCCCUCUCUGCAUUUAGUAGUACAGCUCCUGCUGAACCUCCUGCCGUUACAGCACCCAGAGUUGAAAACCAGACAAGCAGGCCACCAACAGAUACUUCGGCAAACAAGCGAACUGCUGAGGGAACACCACAGAGCGGGAAGGUCACAGGAAGUGAUUCAGGAGCUGUCAUUGAUCUUACACUGGAUGAAGAGGACGAUGGCUCUUCUCAAGCAGAUGGCAAGAAGCAGAAGCAGACACCUGUUACAGGAUUGAGUAUAUCUACCCAGCCUGUGGCUCGACCCUUGCAGUCUUUACAGCCUUCGCAGCCAAACCCUGUGCAGCAGACAGGAGUACCAACAAGUGGACCUUCCCAGACCACCAUACAUGUGUUACCUACAGCUCCGACAACAGUGAAUGUAACUCAUCGGCCACUGACUCAAACUGCUGCAAAGCUUCCUAUACCAAGAACCCCUGCAAACCAUCAGGUGGUUUAUACCACUCUUCCUGCACCACCAGCUCAGAAUCCUGUAAGAGGAGCUAUCAUGUCAAGCCCAAGUUUAAGGCCAGUCAACCCGCAGACUGGAGGUAUGACAGUACGAAUGCCUCAAACAACUGCGUAUGUUGUGAACAAUGGACUAGCUCUUGGAUCUGGAACACCUCAGCUUACAGUGCAUCAUCGACCACCACAAGUGCAUGCUGAGCCACCACGCCCUGUACAUCCUGCCCCACUCCCAGAGGCACCACAGCCACCGCGUCUGCCCCCAGAAGCUGCCAACACUUCUCCACCUCAAAAACCACAACUGAAGCUGGCACGGGUACAGAGCCAGAAUGGUAUUGUGCUGUCAUGGAGUGUCAUGGAGGUGGACCGGAGCUGUGCCACUGUGGACAGUUACCAUCUCUACGCCUACCACGAGGAUCCAAGCGCCACUGUGCCCUCCCAGUGGAAGAAGAUUGGGGAAGUGAAGGCCCUCCCGCUACCUAUGGCAUGCACUCUUACACAGUUUGUGUCUGGCAGCAAAUACUACUUCGCGGUCCGGGCUAAGGACAUCUAUGGACGUUUUGGACCCUUCUGUGACCCCCAGUCCACAGAUGUGAUCUCUUCCCAGAGCAGUUAAACUAGAGAUCUUUGGAGCCUUUAAACCUGUCCUACUACCAAGAAUUACCCCAGUUUUGGGGGGUUGAUCCCCUGCAUGAAAUUCACUUUUAAAUCCUCUCUCUGCAGGAUUAUUUUAGACAGUUGUGUGGUACACUACAUGCAUUCAGAACCAAAAGAAAAAUAAAAGUAUCACCUGCAGCAAGAGAGCCUGUGUUUUUCUGGAUAGCUCAAGUCAUGGGCUGUUUGAAAAUUUAAUUUUCCCUUCCAUGACAGCUGUUCCACCUAGAUACCUACCUUUUAUCCAAGGAUGCCCUGCAUGCCUGGGAUUCUGCUUCAGAGUGGGAACAAAAUAAUGAAUUACAGUUUGUCUGAAGCAAAACAUACACAUCUGUAAUAUCUACCAAGGCACUAACGUGAGGGCAAGAAGAGAUUUGCCUCUUGUCCCCCACCACUCUGAGCAGGCUGUGAUGCAAAGGUGGUUGAAGGCGUCACUUUUUUUACUGGAAGAUUGAGUGGUCUGGUCUUACUUUACAAACUGUAAAGAGCUCUCUGAGAGGAGGGAAGGGAAUUUGAGUCUGGCCAGGGAACCAAUAUGUGUGUAAACGUGGAGGCGGUGGAAAAAGAAACAAUCAACCCACUACCUCCUACCUCUCCUAAAUAAGAAUGUUCCUCUGCUUUCACAAUCUUCCCCACUCAUACUGGGAGCAUUCCCAGGUCAGAUCUGAAACUGGAUUUGUAGAGACUGCGUUUACACCUCUGUAGCUCAGAUAAUUUCUCUACUCCUCCCCUCAUUCAUCCAGCCCUAUUUUUUAGUUUUAUUUUGUGCCUUAAAGAAUAAUUUCAGAAAUAAAAUGUAGCCAGAUACCUUGUGGUGUUCUUUUUUUUGCUUGGAGUUAUUUUUUCCUUUAGACUUCUAGCCUUUCAUUACUGCUUCUUAUUUUCCUGGCCUGCAGUAAUUAUUAUUUCUGUAAAGACCAGAAAGUGUAACAUCUGCUGAUGCCGGAUUUGUUUUUAUCUGCAGUAUCAUUCAACCCUUUUCUCACUGUAAUUCUUAAGUAGUUGUUUUUGUCCUGUCAAGAACAUUAGAGUAUACAGAUGGGAUUUUCCACCAGAGCCUUUCCCUGUUCUCUUGGGAAAGCUGUAUGCUGCAGUUCAGCCAAAGAAGAAACCUCUGUGGUGCGGCACCAUGAAAGCUUCUAGCAGCUUGCACUCAGUUUGGAAAAAGUACAAAAAGAUAAGUUGGCUUCCCAGCUGUAUUUUCUGUCAUAUUACCUGCCUGCCUCUGCAGAAAGCUAAGACACCAAAAGCAGUUCAGAAAUUAUUUUAGACACUGACCUAAAGCUAGUGAGCAAUUGUGAAUGUUAAUAGAUGCUUUCAUGAUGCUUCUGAGCUGAGAAAAGAAAUUGGUGUGUCUGUCCCACUGUCACUGACAUGUGAAACUUGCUUUUCAGAGAACCAAAUUUUAACACACCUGGACAAGAGAGUAUAUGUAAGAGUUCUAUUUUGGCACUUUUCUGUCUCAUUCCUGCCCAGCAGAACCAAACAGUGGAUUUAGAAGGGAAAGAGUCUGGUUUUUUAAUAUAGCAAAGCUGUAGAUGGUGACAUUUCUUAAUUUCAGUGCUGUUUUUCUUAAAACCAACAUUUUUACAUGUAAAGCAAGGUUGAAUGAAGGGCAGGAAAAAUUAAAUCCCAAAACAUGGCUGGUGGAAUAUCCUGUGAGAUUAUAGGUUCUGUAGUUCUGUUCCCUUCAAGAACUUUUACAGUAAAAGAAACAGCACUGUAGAUUUUUGUUUGUUCUAUUUUACUGCACUCCUCCAUGUAGCUGGGAUUGUCACUUCUGUCAGGUGAGUAACGAAUAUUCUCUGUAUGGAAAGUUGCAUUUAAAGUAUCGCAGUUUUACUGAUUUGGGCAAGGAAAAAUCCUGUCUGAAUCCAGGUAUCAUGGGAGAAGGUUCACACUGAAUCUCAUGUAUGAACAACGCGUAACCUUUCCUUUGAGUAACAGUUGUCCCUGUAAUACUGGUGCCAAUAAUCAACAAUGCCUUGAAUUUUUCUAUGUUUAAUUAAAUGUUUUGUCUGCCUAUUUCAAGGACAAAUUACUUAAUAAUGCAUUUAGUCUGCUUAUGGAGAGUUGGUUCUUUAUAAAGCCAGUUCUGUAGUAGAGGUUAGAGCAGUUCAUUCCAGUUGAUGGCUGUCAAGUCCCCCUUGGACAAUUUUUUAAUAUGUUUUUGAGGUGGUACCAAAGGGCCCUUGGCCAUAUCAAUACAAUGAGGUUUUAUAGUUUGAAAAUCAAAAUAAACAUUAGAAUACAACCUAGAAUUACACUGCUUAUUUAUUUGUGAUUCCAGCCCAAACUGUUCUUGGCUUUGUUUUGCUUGGCAUAGGAUGGGGGGUGAGUCCUGUGUUAGAAUUUUUCUCUUUCCUCCGAUGGAGGUGGUCUGGUAUUGUGUUUGAAGGUUUUGUGAGCUGUAUCUUUAGAGAAAAAAGACUCAUAUUUCUUUAUUAAAGAUGUAGUUUGCAACUGAACCGAUGGUAAAAAGUGGAUUCUGGCUUAAUAGAUCCGUUUCUGGUAUAUAUGGCAGAGUGCAAUUGAUUUUUUUUGUUGAGAGAUUAAAUAAGCGACGUACCGUUGACUUCUUUUUUGUUUCAUCCCAGCAGUGGCCAAUUGUAUGAGGUUCAACAAGGCAAAGUGUCAGGUCCUGCAUUUUGGUCACAACAACCCCAUGCAAUGCUCCAGGCUUGGGGAAGAGCGGCUGGAAAGCUGCUCAUGGAAAAGGACCUGGGGGUGAUGACUGACAGAGUGGAACAUGAGCCAGCUUGUACCCAGGCAGCCAAGAAGCCAAGAGCAUCCUGGCCUGUGUCAGAAAUAGCACAGCCAGCAGGGCCAGGGCAGUGAUUGUCCCCCUGUACUCGGCACUGAUGAGGCCGCACCUCAAAUACUGUGUUCAGUUCUGGGCCCCUCACAGUGAAAUAUUGAGUUGCUGGAGCAGGUCCAGAGAACGUCAGUGAAGCUGUUGAGGGGUCUAGAGCACAAGACUCAUGAGGAUCGACUGGAGAAGAAAAGGCUCAGGGGGACCUUAUAGCUCUAUACAAUUACCUGAAAGGAGAAUGGAGCCAGGAGGUGGCUGGUCUCUUCUCCCAUGUAACAAGCAAUAGGACAAGAGGAAAUGGCCUCAAGCUGCACCAGGGGACGUUUAGACUGGAUAUUAGGAAAAAGUUCUUCCCCAAAACAGUAAUCAGGCAUUGGAACAGGCUGCCCAGGGCAGUGGUAGAAUCACUGUCCCUGGAAGUGUUGAAAAACCUUGUAGCUGAGGCCCUUGUGACAUGGUUUUGUGGUGGACUUAGCAGUCCUGGGUUAAUGAACUUGAUGAUCUUAAAGGUCUUUUCCAACCUAGUUGAUUCUGUGAUUGUAUGAACUGAGCCACUUCUGCAAAAUCUUUGUCAUGGUGAAGCACAUUGCUGCAGUGAGUAUUCACCCCUUAAGCUAGCAAACAGGAGUACUGCCUGUUUCCUUAACUUGUGACACUUUUCCAUAUGUUGUGGAUUGGCUGGUUAUUUUAUCAUUCUUUACCUCCCAGAAACAAUGAAACUAUUGAGAAACUAAAUUUCUGCUAAAAAAAACCACAUCCAGAAAUAAUUUAUUUCAGUUAAUAGACUUUAUUUGAAAGUAUUACCAAAGUAUCCAGGAACAUUCCAUACAGCUGUUAACACCAUGCUUGUAGACUGGGCCCUUCAUAAAAUGUUCAUUGCUGGAAGUUUCCAAUAAUCCACUUUUAAAUAUGCCUAGAAAUCUCUCUGUGGCUUUUAAGUGGAAGGGUUGGGUUUAGUUACUUCACACUUCAUGCAAGUUUUUUUUUCCAUCUUAUUUUCAGUAGCCUGAUAUAAAGUUUCACCUGACCUUGGGUUUUGCUGCUGCCGCUGGGCACAUGACAUUGCAGUAGUACCAGCUUGGAUGUAGUUCCCUAUGUUUUGGCAAACGCAGCGCUGAUUCUACAACUGUUUUCCACCCUCAUUUAGUUUCUGUUUUGUUUUAGGUUUGCUUGGUUUUUUUCUGUGUGAUACAGGGGCAUCUGGAUGUCCAGGUUGAAAGUAAUUUUGAGUUAGUUCAGUUCUUGGUUGGAGAGGAACACUUCUGUGGACUGCUGAUGGCAAAAUGCCAUUCCUUUCCACUGCAUUCUUCCUAGUUAGAGCUUCACUGGCCUCUUUUACUCCAGUGUAUGUCUAAAAAAAAGCUUUCUUGGAUUCAAAUAACUGCAUCUUAGGAAGGGGGCAGGCUGUAGAUACAACAUCUGUACUGCAUCUGCAAUGGCAGCUUCAGAAAACAGAAGGGUGCAGAAGGAGGUUCCCCUCAGCCUGCAUUUAGUUCCAUGCUCUAACCACCUUUCCUUGGAACAGCAGCUGGUCUGAAACUUUGCUCCUUCAAAUUAUUUGUGCCACCCUUGGCUCUGUUGGAUCACUUGAGCACUAGGACCAGACACUCACCCAUCCCAAGGUUUUUAGCACACGGCUGGAAAUGCCAAUGGUGUCUUCCGUGUAAAAAUAAGGGGUCUUAUCCUGCUUCCUUGGAAAAUGACAGCAAAACCCCUUGUGCCUUCAGUGGGAGCACAACUGGGCCAAGUAGUAGGAUCCAAGCAUCAUUUUGUACUGUAACAAAGGGCGGGCUGAAGUGACUUUUUAUGCUGUUUAUCUUUAAAUGUCCAAUAAAUUAGAAUCUGUAUUGUAUGUAGGGACGGGUCAAAUCUGUUCCUGCUCCCCAGGCAGCCAUUCCCCAGUUUCAGUAUUGCUACACUACUAUACAAAAUCAAGCUGUGAUUCUACCUUCUUAUAAACACUUGAGUAUUUUCAUUUAGUCAAAAAUAUCCAGAUUUUUUUUUAACUAGAACCUUGGUAUAAUGAAUAUAUAUAUUGGGGUUAUUUUCUAAUUUGUUGGUUUGGGCAGGGGCAGGCAUUGUAUGAAAACACUGGAGGGAGAGGACUUCGAAUGACACUGAGCCAGCCCUGCUACCAAGAUCUGCAUUUCCUUCCAAGCACCUUCUGAGGGGAGAAAGACAAAAAUAAGGAUAGCUGAAAGAAAGCAAAUGAAUGAAUUUUCUUUUUCAGCCUAAGUACUUGUUAAAAUGCAUCUUUAUUUCUCAUUGUCAUUAUGCAGGCUGAGCAUUCGUUUUCUCUUUUUUAUAUAUAGAUAUACAUACAUUUUUAUAUAUAUUCGAAGUGUUGUCUUAAUUUAAUGGGUUAUAGCUGUAAAUAAGAUAACUGGGUAAUAGCUCUUUGGGGAGUCCUGUUCAGCUUUAGUAAUUUAUUGGCUACUGGGAGUCAAACGUGCAAAAUCCUUUAUUAGGAAACUCAGAAUCUGAUUUCUUUUGUUUUGCAGCUGGACUUGCAAAUACAAAAACAUUAGCACUGAUUUAAUGUCCAAAUUUAACUGGGCAGUUGCAAGCUCUCCCCAUUUUUGUAUGUACUGUAGAUUAGUGUGUGUGUCUGUGUUAACUGUAGUGGGGUUUUGUCUGACAAGCCUGAAAUUUAUACUUUGAAAUAAACUACUGGGUUUUUAA
Strigops habroptila (Kakapo) is the source of this 9965-nucleotide messenger RNA. RefSeq names its product activating transcription factor 7 interacting protein (gene ATF7IP). NCBI's taxonomy places the organism in Eukaryota, Metazoa, Chordata, Aves, Psittaciformes, Psittacidae. The transcript is spliced from 15 exons. Bases 1113 to 4433 code for a protein of 1106 amino acids. The record is from RefSeq and is a predicted model, not a curated record. Gene Ontology annotation, cellular component: transcription regulator complex; nucleus. Gene Ontology annotation, molecular function: transcription coregulator activity; protein binding. Gene Ontology annotation, biological process: regulation of DNA-templated transcription.